AUGGCGGGCAGCAUGGCCAUCCCCGCGACCUGCGCGUCUUGCAGUGCGCACGCGCCGCGCCGUGCCGCGCGACACCCGCCUCGGCACGCAAAACACGCGCGACAGCGACACGUCCUGCUGCCGGCUUUGCCCGCACUGCUGCUGUGCGUCGCGGCCCUGCACUCCCCGCACCACCGCGUCGACGCCAAGCUGAUCACCGGGCUGGCGCCGUGCCCCAACGGGGCGCCCCCCGCCAGGGAGUGCCUCGUGAGCGUGCUGGUGGACCUGCGGGCCCUGCGCGCCAGAGCUCGCGAGCGGUCCAACGCCACGGCGGCCUCCCUGACGCCCUCCACCAAGGACCCAGCGCUGGAGACGCCGCAGCAGGAGCUGCCACCCCAGCCCAUCGACGACCUGGACCGCCGCAGGGAGCAGCAGGAGCAGCAGCAGCAACGCAGGCAGCAGCAGCUGGAGCAGGCCGUGCGCUUCCAGGAGGACGAGCUGCAGCAGCUUCGAGAACAGGUGCAGGAGCUGCGGUUGCAGCUGGCCCGGGCGCUGCAGCUGUACCAGCUGCCGGCGCCGCAGGGGGUCAAGUCGCCGGCACUGCAGCUGCGCGGUGGCGGUGGCGGCGGCUACUACCCGCCCCCCGGCCCCGCACAGGCCCGCCGCGCCGCCCCCGACCUCCGCGCCGGCUACACUGGAUACGGCCCGGCGCACGACCAAGCCGGCCGCCGGUUCUACCGCACGUUGCCGACCCCCGCCGCCGCCAGGAACGUGCAGGGCGUCCAGGGUCCGCUCCCCGAGCCCGUCUUCGGCCAGCGCCUCAGCAGCCUCAGCCUCGUGGGCCUCCGCGAGCUGGCCCGCGGCGAGGCGGUCGUGGCGACGUGAGGACGCCUCCUCUUCUGUCUGGCGGAGGACAAGACCACUGUGAUGACGAUGACGGCCACCCUCGGCGCGGCCCGUGCCCCUUGCAGACCCCGCAGACUGAUUCCGAGAGUCGUUUUCGUCGCUCUGUCUCUCUCGCACUCAUGGGGCGUCCCGUAUGGGUGCGAGAGGGACAGAGCGACGGGAACAACUCUCGGAAUCAGUCUGCAGGGCGCACGGUGGCUCAGACGGGUUGCCUCACUCGCAGCACUUCGCGGACGACCAGUGCGGUCGCCUUGACCCGCGGGUCCUAAGUGCGACGGUUGCUUGUCCGCCAUGUGCUGGGUGCUGCCGAGCGAUGCGGGAGAUUGUCGCUCUGUCCCUCUCGCUCCCUCACGGAGAGCCCCAUGAGCGCGACAGAGACAGCGUGGCGACACGACUCUUCUGAAUCGCUCGACUGGCCCGGGAGCCGUGCCACGCCGCAAGAAGCGGAAAAGGACGGCUGUCUGGAAUUUGGAUCGCGUGAGGUUAUUGCGUUGCGGGGCAAGGCGGGGUUAGGUUGCUUUCAUGACUAUCUGUGACUCGUCUAGUACUGACUUAAUAAAGUUUGUUUCUUACCAAC
Thrips palmi is the source of this 1462-nucleotide messenger RNA. RefSeq lists its product as uncharacterized. Lineage: Eukaryota; Metazoa; Arthropoda; Insecta; Thysanoptera; Thripidae. Bases 1 to 864 code for a protein of 287 amino acids. The record is from RefSeq and is a predicted model, not a curated record. The transcript has 5 exons.